Dothidotthia symphoricarpi CBS 119687 is the source of this 1411-nucleotide messenger RNA. RefSeq names its product RNA-binding domain-containing protein. The transcript is spliced from 3 exons. Gene Ontology annotation, cellular component: nucleoplasm; ASAP complex; cytoplasm. Gene Ontology annotation, molecular function: RNA binding. Lineage: Eukaryota; Fungi; Ascomycota; Dothideomycetes; Pleosporales; Dothidotthiaceae. The coding region runs from base 275 to 1297 and encodes 340 amino acids. The record is from RefSeq and is a predicted model, not a curated record. Gene Ontology annotation, biological process: mRNA splicing, via spliceosome.
CCCAAUCGCCCUGUAGGGCUUUCAAUUCCUGAACAGGGUUUUCCGUGUCUAACACAUGUUCGCUCAAUAGGGCUUUGGAUUUGCGACACUCGUGCUAGGAAGAGAAACAUCACGUGAUGAGGACCCGUCUCAUGCUUCAAGCUCGAGCUCCAAAAGUCGAGACGCGCCCAGCCUUGCGACUUUGAUCUUUAACGCGCCACAUGUGGUGAUAACCAAACCCGGUGACUCUCUCACUCCAUUCAAAUCGAUUAGUCAAACCCGCAAUCAUCAAAUCAUGCCAUCUCCUCCUACGCGUUCUCGGUCGCGUUCGCGUAGCGCAUCUCGCGACCGUUCGCCUACCAGAUCGCCAGCACGCUCUCCUUCGAAUCGCUCAGCGUCGCCGCGGCGCUCGAUAACUCCACGUUCGCCUGCACGCUCACAGUCGCGCAUCUCUCCAUCACUCUCACCACGGCGCAAUGGACGACGAAGCUACACACCAGACAACAGGAACAGUAGAUCACGGUCGCGAAGCCCCAGAGGAAGGAGUUACACGCGCAGUCCAACUCCAAAGGACGCAUCGCCUGCGCCUAGGAGUGCAAAGAUUGUAGUUGAGGCCUUGACCAGAAAUGUCAAAGAAGACCAUGUGCGCGAAAUCUUUAGCAAGUACGGCACCAUCAAAGACUUGAGGAUGCCCAUGAACCCGACAUUCAAUAUAAACCGCGGAAUCGCAUACAUCAUGUACGAAGAAGUUGACGACGCUGAGCGCGCAAUCGCAAAGAUGCACGAUGCACAACUGGACGGUGCCAAAAUCCAAGUUUCGAUUGUCCUUCCUCGACGCCGUUUCUCACGAACACCUUCGCCAGCAUACAGAGGGCCGCCACCGCGGGAAAGAUUCCAAGACGAUCACAAUGGCCGUGGAGGAGGACCACCUGGCGCCUACCGACCACCACCCAUGGGCGGGCCAUCGCGCUACCGUUCACCAUCACCAAGAGGAGGUUAUCGAGGACGCGGCAGAGGUCGUGGGCGAGGAGGUGGUGGUGGUGGCGGUGGCCAUGGAUAUCGUCCACGCUCAUACUCUAGGAGCAGGUCACCGCGUCGAAGUCCUACGCGGUCGUCUUACUCUCGAUCGCCAUCUAGAUCUCCGCCGAGACGACGAGGCGGUGGAGGUGGUGGCAGUGGUGGGAGGAGAGAUUCUCCACCAAGACGAGGACGGGGUGGUGGAGGUGGUGGAGGAGGGGGAGGCAGAAGGAGCCCGAGUUAUAGUUCCUACGGCAGCUACAGCCCGCGCGAUCGCAGUAGGAGCAGGGAUCGCAGAUGAAAUGGAUUAACGGAUGUAGUUGGUUCACGCAUCACUUGGUUAGGAUAGCUUAGUGCCCUUUGGGCCCGCGAAUCAACAAAAAAUUGGACACGAGACGCCUCCCAUUCUUAAGUG